AUGAGGGGAAAUCAACUGCCCAAUCCAGUCUUGAUUCUAUUUUUCCUGCUCCUUCCCAGAGAUGCUUCCACUGCUUCAAAACCGCAGUAUCUGGUGCUGGUCCCAUCAGAGCUGUACACUGGGGUCUCUGAGAAGGCUUGUGUCAUGCUUAAUCACCUGAAUGAGACGGUGACACUGAACAUAAUUCUGGAGUAUGGAAUGCAGACCAGAACCCUCCUCACAGACCUGGUGACAGAGAAGAACUCCUUCUACUGCAGCCCAUUCACUGUUAAGUUACCAUCUUCCUCAGGGUUGAUUACUGUGGAGGUGAAGGGGCCAACCCAGCAGUUCAUAAAGAGGAAGACAGUGCACAUCACAAAAGUAGACAGCCUCAUCUUUGUCCAAACAGACAAACCCAUCUACAAACCGGGACAAACAGUGAGAUUCCGCGUUGUCUCUGUGGAUGUCAAUUUUCACCCUUUGAAUGAAACGUUCCCAGUGGUUUAUAUUGAGAAUCCCAAGAGGAACCGAAUUUUCCAAUGGCAAAGUCUCAGAUUGCAAGGAGGACUCAGCCAGCUCGCCUUCCCACUCUCAGUGGAGCCCACUCUGGGUAUUUAUAAGGUCAAACUGCAGAAGGAGUCAGGGGAAAAAAUAGAGCACCCCUUUGAAGUGAAUGAAUAUGUUUUGCCCAAAUUUGAGGUCCAAGUGAAAAUGCCCAAGACUAUUGGUUUUCUAGAGGAAGAAUUUACGGUAUCCGUCUGUGCCCUAUACACAUAUGGAAAGCCUGUCUCUGGUCUGGUGACAAUUAACGUAUGCAGAAAAUACUCCCGAUACCGUUCUGUCUGCCAUGGAAGACAUUCACAAAGUAUCUGUGAAGAAUUCAGUCAACAGGCAGACAGUGAAGGCUGUUUCACACAACUCGUGAAGACUAAAAUAUUCCAGCUGAGACAGAAGGGGUAUGACAUGAGCAUACAAGUGGAAGCCAAAGUCAAAGAGGAUGGAACAGAGUUGGAAUUAACUGGGCAUGGAUCAUGUGAAAUCACAAAUACCUUAAGCAAACUGAAGUUUACAAAAGCGGAUACACAUUAUAGGCAUGGGCUCCCUUUUUUUGGGCAGGUUCUUCUGGUUGAUGAGAAGGAUCAACCAAUCCCCAAUAAAACUGUAGUCGUCAGGGUGGAUGUAACUGCAUACCGUUCCAGCCUUAUCACAAAUGAGCACGGUCUGGUGAACAUUUCCAUCGAUACCACCAAAUUCAUAUCUUCUCUCUUUACAGUUACGGUCACUUACAAACAGAAUAACCUCUGUUUUGAUAACUGGUGGCUUGAAGAAUUUCAUACACAAGCACAGCACACUGUAAAGCGUAUUUUCUCCCUGAGCAAGAGUUACGUUUCCCUUGAACUUGUUACUGGUACCAAGGCCUGUGGACAAAUCCAGGAUAUCCGGGCACAUUACAUCCUGAAUGGACAGAUUCUGAAGGACGAAAAAGAAUUAACUUUCUAUUAUUUGAUCAAAGCAAGAGGAAGCAUCUCCCGAUCGGGAAGCCAUGUGUUGUCCAUUGAACAAGGAGACAUGAAAGGGGUAUUUUCCUUCUCCUUUCGAGUGGACUCAGACAUCGUUCCUGCUGCCCAGUUGCUGGUUUAUGCUAUUUUACCCAGUGGAGAAAUUGUCGCCGAUACUGAGAAACUCGAGAUUGAAAACUGUUUUGCCAAUAAGGUAAAUUUGAGUUUCUCCGAAGCCCGGAGCCUGCCGGCCUCACACAACAACCUAGAGGUCAUGGCCACUCCUCACUCCCUCUGUGCCCUCCGUGCCGUAGACCAGAGCGUUCUGCUGAUGAAGCCUGAAGCUGAGCUCUCCCCUCAGUCGGUCUAUAAUUUGCUACCAGUAAAGAGUGUCCUUAGCGUUGGAUAUGGAGGUCCCCUGAACAAAGAUGAUGAGCAAUGUAUCGAUGCAGAGGACAUAAUUCACAAUGGAAUCGUUUACACACCAAAACGGAUCCUGGAUGAUGAUGAUGUUUACAGUAUUUUUGAGUCUGCAGGAUUAAAUAUUUUUACCAACUCAAAAAUCCACAAGCCGCAUUGUCAGCUGCUUCUGACGCGUCCAGGAAUGCCUAUGCCCUAUGCAGGAAGUAACGCCUUCAAUGAUCUUGCUAUUUCAAAUCCUCCUUAUCCAGGUGGUUUCAACAGCUACAUUGGUCAGGAUAAGACAGACUAUACCACAAAAGAAAAUUCUGUGUACAGAAAAAAGAGUACUGUGCUAAGAGCAAGAGGACAUGUUCUCAUCACAUUCCUGCAUGCCCUUCCUCUAGCACGUGGUAUUGAAGGACCAGUUUAUCCAAUGUUCACCAGAGAGAAUCCUCCAGCUGUGGAAGUGAAAGAGAUGGUCCGGAAGUACUUCCCUGAGACCUGGAUCUGGGACUUGGUGCCACUCGAUUCAUCAGGUAGAAAUGAGUUGGCAGUGAAUGUCCCUGACACCAUCACAGAGUGGAAGGCUAGCGCACUCUGCUUGUCUGGAUCGACAGGGCUGGGCCUCUCCCCCGUCAUCUCUCUUCAAGUGUUCCAGCCCUUCUUCCUGGAACUCAUUCUCCCCUACUCUGUGGUGCGAGGAGAAGCCUUUACGCUCAAAGCCACCGUGUUCAACUAUUUGUCCCAUUGCAUUCGGGUCCGCGUGCAGCUGGAAGCCUUUCCUGACAAGUCAGCGGACCUAGUGAAAAAGAAUGAAGAAACUCCCUGUGUUUGUGGAAAUAGGCAGAAAACUAUGUCCUGGGCUGUGACCCCAAAGUCACUGGGAAAGGUGAAUUUCACAGCUACCGUGGAAGCCCUGCAGUCUCAGGAAUUGUGUGGCAACGAGGAGCCAAGAGUCCCAGCACUUGGACGGAAGGAUACCGUAAUCAAGCCCUUAUUAGUUGAGCCUGAAGGAAUGGAAAAGGAAGAAACUUUCAACACACUCCUCUGUGCUUCAGAAACUGGUGUAUCUGAAAAGUUGUCACUAAAAGUUCCUUCAGAUGUGGUUGAAGGAUCUGCCAGGGCGACGUAUUCGGUUUUGGGUGACAUAUUAGGCUCUGCAAUGCAAAAUCUUCAUAAUCUUCUCCAGAUGCCGUAUGGUUGUGGAGAGCAAAAUAUGGUCCUUUUUGUCCCUAACAUCUAUGUUCUGAACUAUCUGAAUGAGACACGACAGCUGACAGAGACUAUCAAGUCCAAAGCCAUCAGCUACCUCAUCAGUGGGUACCAAAGGCAGUUGAAUUAUAAGCACAGUGAUGGUUCAUACAGCACCUUUGGGGAUCAUCGUGGCAGAAGUCAGGGAAACACUUGGCUCACUGCAUUUGUGCUCAAGUCCUUUGCUCAAGCCCGGUCGCACAUUUUUGUGGAGAUGUCACACAUCACCAAUGCCCUCACCUGGCUCUCACAGAGACAGAAAGAAAAUGGUUGUUUCCAGCGCUCCGGAUCACUGCUAAAUAAUGCUAUUAAGGGUGGGGUAGAUGACGAACUGACGCUCUCUGCCUACAUCACCAUUGCUCUGCUGGAGAUGCCACUACCUGUCACUCACCCUGUUGUCCGCAAUGCUCUGUUCUGCCUGGAAAAUGCCUGGGGAUCCAUCUCAGAGGCCCGAGGAAGUCUUGUCUAUACCAAGGCAUUAUUGGCCUAUGCCUUUGCCCUAGCAGGAAACCAGGCCAAGCGAAGUGAGCUUCUUGAAUCGUUGGACAAAGACGCUGUGAAAGAAGAGGAUUCAAUCCACUGGCAGCGUCCUGGGAAAGUUGAAGACGUUACAACAUUCUAUUAUCAACCCCGGGCUCCUUCUGUUGAAGUGGAGAUGACUUCGUACUUGCUUCUUGCCUAUCUUACUGCUUGGCCGGCCCCAUCUUCAGAAGACCUGUCUGUGGCCUCACGUAUUGUGAAAUGGAUCAUCAAACAACAAAACCCCAAUGGGGGCUUCUCCUCCACUCAGGAUACUGUGGUAGCUCUCCAAGCCCUGUCCAAAUAUGGAGCAGCAACUUUCAGUAGAAGGGAGAAAGCAACUGUAGUGACUGUCAAGUCUUCAGAGACGUUCUUUGAAGAAUUCCAAGUCCACUAUACCAAUUGCCUGUUGCUGCAGGAGGUCAGGUUGCCAGAGAUUCCAGGGGAAUACAGCACGACCGUGUCAGGGUCAGGAUGUGUGUAUCUUCAGACAUCCUUGAGAUAUAACAUCCUGCCCAAGAAAGAAGGGAAAGUCCCCUUCACUCUGAAGGUUGAUACUCUCCCCAAGAAUUGUGAUGGAGUAGGUGCUCACAGGAAAUUCCAGAUUCACAUCAACAUUAGUUAUACUGGGGAACGACGAAGCUCCAACAUGGUCAUUGUUGACGUGAAGAUGGUAUCAGGCUUCAUACCUAUGAAAUCAUCAGUGAAAAAGCUCCAAGAAAAGCCUCAGAUUCAAAGGACUGAAGUGAGCACCAACCAUGUCCUGAUUUACUUUGAAGAGCUAACCAAUCAAAUUGUGAGUUUCUCCUUCUCAGUGGAACAAGACGUCCAAGUGGACAAUUUAAAACCAGCUACUGUAAAAGCCUAUGAUUAUUACGAGACAGGGGAAUUCACUAUUGAAGAAUACAGGGAUCCCUGCAGUGCUGAAUCUGAACACAGAAAUGCUUGAAAAUGGAAACUUGUGGACCUCAUCAGAUGAUGUUCUCCAGGAACGAAGGACAAAGACUUAUCAGGAGAGAGAAGAUAGUGGGAGAAAGAGGGGACAGGAAUUGGAAAUAUAUAAAAUU
Molecule: messenger RNA, 4717 nt
Organism: Neomonachus schauinslandi (Hawaiian monk seal)
Lineage: Eukaryota; Metazoa; Chordata; Mammalia; Carnivora; Phocidae
Product: pregnancy zone protein-like
Exons: 38
Coding region: 1-4599 (1532 amino acids)
Cellular component (GO): extracellular region
Molecular function (GO): endopeptidase inhibitor activity
Source: RefSeq, a predicted model, not a curated record